Molecule: messenger RNA, 4325 nt
Organism: Frankliniella occidentalis (western flower thrips)
Lineage: Eukaryota; Metazoa; Arthropoda; Insecta; Thysanoptera; Thripidae
Product: forkhead box protein J3-like
Exons: 6
Coding region: 581-1942 (453 amino acids)
Biological process (GO): regulation of transcription by RNA polymerase II
Molecular function (GO): RNA polymerase II cis-regulatory region sequence-specific DNA binding; DNA-binding transcription factor activity, RNA polymerase II-specific
Source: RefSeq, a predicted model, not a curated record
UUGCGACAUAAAAUCGCAGAAUCGUCACACUUAACCAGCGUAGGCCAUUUUAAGCUUUCACAUGAGUUGUUGAUAGCGUUAAGAGCGAGUUUUGGAUGCACUUUAAUUCAAGACAGCUUCUAAAACUGCGGUCAAGAGAAUGAGAUGUGUAGGGUUGACGACCCGUCGGUAAUGCCCCUCCACGUUUGAGGUUAUCUUUGUACAGGUUCUUUUGUAACGCACUGUCCAGUUAUCUGUACAUAUUGAGAUAAAACUAUCUCAUUGUUCCAAUGUCUUUCUCUUUAAACAAACAAAUAAUUCUAUGAAUCAAAUGGUUAGAAAGAAACCCUUCGAGAUAGGUAGGUCAGUUUCGGACCCUACCUGUGGAGAGGGGAAAAGGGUAAGAAGAAUACGUCAAGAAGAAGAAGAAAAACGAAGUUCUGUUCUGUUCUCUCAUCAUCUGUCAAAGGAAAAGGUGAGCUGAGUGUGUAAAAAGAGCCAAUCAAAGAGACAGACUAGAAAAAGUCAAAUGUUUUACGAGAGAGGGCUCCUUUAUUUUGUAGCAGAUUACCUGUUUUGAUGGCGCUGUUACAAGGAACUCAUGGCUGAGGUGGACCAGAGGAUCAUGAGCCGUGGCACCAGUCCUUCCAAAGAUGGAAAGCCUCCCUACAGUUAUGCGGCUCUCAUACGCCUUGCCAUUAGCAAUGCUCCUUCUGGCAAGAUGACUUUAAACGAAAUUUACCAAUAUAUCAUUCAUGCUUUUCCAUAUUAUAGAGCAAUUGGAACUGGCUGGAAGAACUCCAUUAGACACAAUUUGUCUUUAAAUAAAUGCUUCACUAAAAUAUCCCGCACUAAGGAUGACCCUGGUAAAGGGAGCUAUUGGAUCAUAGAUUUCAAUUAUAAUAAUGCUGAAGGUGGAACAAGGAAGAAACGCCCAUCUUUGUCAUCAUCUGCCUCAUCAGCUGGACGGCAUCCUCCAGCACCAUACAGCCCAGAGUGCAGCAGCAAUAGUAGUGAUUUUAUACGCCAGCCAAAUCAGCCUAAUGUGAGUUCAGCUGGUGGAGAAAAUGCCCAGGAAGCGAUCACAGAUAGCAAAACUAAAGAUAACACUUCAUCAGUAGCCGAUAAUGAGCCAUCUGAAGGUUGCAACAACCAUCCAGAAGAGGAGCAGUGUGUGGAUGAUUUAGACCUGUGUGAUGAGAAGGAGCUCUCCGCUGUUCUUACUGGAUUACUUUCUCAGUAUGGAAUGUUACCUUCUGAUGAAAUACCUCCGGACGGAGAAUGCUUGAGUAGUCCUUUCUCCGACUCUACUCAAUCUCAGAGUUCACGUGGUACUUUGUCUUCAGAACAACAGAACGAGUACAUGGAUUAUAAAUCAGACCUCCAAACAGUUCUUCCAGGUCCUCAGAGCUCAUUGAUAAAUUCUCCAUUGUCAGUUGAAGAUGAAAGCAAACAUCAGCCAGUUUGUGAAUCAAAACAUGUGAUACAAGUGCCUCAUCAAAGUGACCUCAACCAGAGUAGUCAGGGCUGUUUUAGUGUACCUUGUGCUUCUCAAAAUUACUCCCAUCAAAACCAGUUUUAUGGAGUAGACUCCCUGAGCUCGCAACCAAGCCAACCCGAUCCUCAAAUAAAUGUUCAAUCACUUAAUGGCUCUGGAUGGAUGCAAGAUUCUAAUUAUUACAGCAGUCACCCUAGUUAUUUUAGUGCAGAUAUCAGAGCAGCUCAAUUUAAGUCGUACUCAUCAUCACAGGACAGCAGAACUUCCCAGUUUAAAUCUUAUUCAUCGCAGUAUUACCCACAGAUGCAACAGCCUAUUAAUAACAACUGUUAUCAAUAUGCUACCCAUGGUUACCGUGCAUUUGUUGCUUCUCAUAAUUCAACAAAUCCAGUGGGUAAUUAUUCACAUCAGAACUCAUGGCUUAGACAAGGUGAUUCUGAUUUUAACUGGGAAAAUACACUAUAAUAUUAUUGAUUGAUAAUUUAACUCGUCAAUAUUAAUUAUAAUGUGUUUAUUUGGUUGUGUUCAAUGAGAAAGACUGAAAAAAGUAUGGUUUCUAUACCUUAUUUGCCAUUGUCAGAACUACGACAUUGAUUGUUAUUUGAAGUAUUGUAGUGUUAAACUUUUGUUAAUUUGAGCCAAGUUCUUACUGUUUUUCAUGUAUUGUCAUUUUGAUUGUGUUUAAGAGUUGUCCUCUUCAGGCGUUCCUUAGAUGUUCAAGUGUUUAUCUUUUAACUACUUACUGUUACUAAUAUAAUUCUGUUAUCUAAAGGUAAAUUGUGAUGUCUAAGCUUUGUUGUUUGUCUGGCACAAGAGAUUUAGAGAUGCCCUAAUAGAAAGUAUUAUCAUACUGUUUAUAAGAACCUGAGAAGGUUAUCUAAGAUGUGUUUAUAAUUUUGUCAGUUUGCUGUAUACCCAAUCUGUUGCAUUGGUUCCAUUUGAUGAACUCCGGCUUAAGUAAAAAUCUGUAAAUGUUUUUCAGUUUUUUCGUAUUUUUCCUGGCUUAGUACUUGAGUUUAUUUUAAGUCCAUGGUAACCAUGAUCUUAAAUAGUUCUGAAACUUUUUCAAAAUUUAAGGAAGCAUCUAUCUUCCCUACAAAUUUUGUUCUUUUUCCCGCCUUAUAACAAAAAUAAUAUGUGUAUGUAUGUUUGUAAGUAACCUGACCAGUUGAAUUUAGUUUGUGUUUUAGUUGGAAAAGAGCCUUAAGUUUAUGAUUUAAUGUGUGAUAAUUUUUUAGAUUUGGUGUUAAUGUUACGUUUAGCUCAACCACUAUAGUAAGUUAUUUAUACUGCAUUCAUUGAAACCAACUUUUAAAUUGCAAGGCAAAAGCCAGUGCAGCUUUUCCUGUAGCUUGCACCCAGUUAUAUUUCUUCGCACGGAGUCCUUUUUAUUUCAUUUUCCAGUUUGUUUGUUUUUACAUUUUAUCCAAUUUUAUCCAAUGCCAAACUACAAACUGAACAGCUUUUUGCAACAAUGUCAAGGCUAAAUAUUGUUUGUGUUUCUGUACUUAUGUACACUUGUAUAAAGUGUAUCUCAUACACUGGUUUAUCUUCACUGCAUAGUGCGAGAUCUUAGACAAAUGACCAACUACAGUAUUAUUAGUAAAAAGGUGGUUGUAUUGUCCAUUUGAACACAACCCUCUCAGUCCUAAUUUUAUCCAACAAAGUUACUCUGACCAGCUUUAUAAGAGUCUAGAUUUAUGAUAAUGUUUAAUUUUAUGUGUAACAUUUUAAGUAUUGUAGGAUUUUCUGUGUAUAUAUAAUUGUUUUGUUUGUUGAAUUUAAUUCAGAGUACCUUACAUGAUUUGUAAUGCUCAGUUUUUAUCAUCUAAUGUUCUUGUUUUUGUGUGAAAAAAGUAGAUAAAUCUCCUAAAUCUUGCCAGCUAUGGUAAAUUUUACUAUGCUCUCUUUGUUGUUUUUUCUGCUUUUGUUAUUAUUUAUAAGCAGGCUAUUGCAAUAUUUCAAGGAGUAUGUCAAUUGUUAUUUAAAAAAUGUUGUUUUAAAUGUUAUUGCUGUAGUUUGUAGUUUGUUCCUACUAUUUAUGGAAUUGAAUCUCAAGGUUUGGUCUGGAAACUUAUUAAGAAUGGAUGUAUCAGGGGUAGACAAAUUUUUUGAAGCAAAUGUCAAUGAGAGGAGACAAAACAAAAAUUUUCUUUUUCUGGUGUGAAACUGAAAACUGCAAAUCUUAAUGUUAUAGUUCAGUUCACACCCCCCCCCCCCCCCCAUUUAAGAAUAAUUCUUCAAAAUGUUGAAAUAUUGUUCUCAAGUUUCUGCCUGAAGUGUAUUUUUGAAAUGUUGGUGCAUGUGCACAGUAUCUCAAACUGGUAAUCAUGGCCCUACAAGCACAUUUUUUAAAGAGUUAAUGGUUAUGAUUUUUUAUUAUUUUAGACACUUUGUGGUCAAUGAAAUUUUUUUAGCCUGUACUACCAUUACAAUUUCUCCUUGAACAGUUGUCCAGCCUCAAACUAAGGAGGGCUUCAAGCAGUUACCUCUUUUGUGCGUCCAUGUUUCUAGGUCAGAUGUAUUGAAGUUCAAAAGUAGUUGUAUCUAUGCACAGCAUAUGCUGAUCUCAUGUGUUCAGUUGGAUUGCAGCUACAAUAGCAGAAUGUACCUGAAAAUUUGUUGUCUUCCGUGAGCACUACCGUCAAUUGUUCUGUGUAAUUUUAUAACCAUGUUAAAACCAAGCAAUCAUACUGAAGUUGCUAUCGUAGCUGCUUGUAUCAGUGUCCACCUUUCCCACCUACCUAGUUCCUAUUAGCUUUCCUACAGUCAUUUGCUCAAUAUUGGCUUGUCUGUGCCAUAUUCAAAUUUAUCUGUCAAAUUUGAAAUAAAGAAGGAAUAAUGGCAA